AUGCCGCUCGCGCCCCCGCUCAACUUCCCCAAAUGGCUCGCCGAGAACGGAGGUCUGCUCAAGCCGCCGGUCAAUAACUACUGCGUGUACGCGGGAAAAGACUUCAUUGUCAUGGUAGUGGGGGGACCGAACGAGAGGAACGACUACCAUGUGAAUGAGACGGAGGAGUGGUUCUACCAGUACAAGGGCGGUAUGCUCCUGCGCGUGGUGGAUGGCGACGAAUUUAGGGACAUCAGAAUUGAGGAAGGGGAGAUGUUCCUCCUUCCAGGUCGGCCAACAACGAUUUAUGCGAGCUCCAACACUCCGCACAACCCAGUGCGCUUUGCGAACACCAUCGGCCUCGUGGUCGAGCGUGUGCGUCCCGGACCCUCCAUUGACCGCCUGCGCUGGUAUUGCAAGCAGCCGGUCCACAGCACUCCCACAAUCAUCCGCGAGGAGUCCCUCCACGUUACCGACCUCGGCACACAACUCAAGCCUAUUAUCCAGAACUGGAUAAACAACGAGGCGGUGAGGAAGUGCCCCGGAUGCGGGGCCGUUGCGGAGGCGAAGUGA
This is a messenger RNA of Laetiporus sulphureus 93-53, 552 nucleotides long. Its product is annotated as 3-hydroxyanthranilic acid dioxygenase. The transcript is spliced from 4 exons. The record is from RefSeq and is a predicted model, not a curated record. Bases 1 to 552 code for a protein of 183 amino acids. Gene Ontology annotation, cellular component: cytoplasm. Gene Ontology annotation, biological process: 'de novo' NAD+ biosynthetic process from L-tryptophan; quinolinate metabolic process. Gene Ontology annotation, molecular function: iron ion binding; 3-hydroxyanthranilate 3,4-dioxygenase activity. NCBI's taxonomy places the organism in Eukaryota, Fungi, Basidiomycota, Agaricomycetes, Polyporales, Laetiporaceae.